This is a messenger RNA of Myzus persicae (green peach aphid), 1234 nucleotides long. RefSeq lists its product as uncharacterized. Lineage: Eukaryota; Metazoa; Arthropoda; Insecta; Hemiptera; Aphididae. The record is from RefSeq and is a predicted model, not a curated record. The transcript has 5 exons. The coding region runs from base 302 to 1054 and encodes 250 amino acids.
ACUCAACAAAUGAAGAUCUUAUUUAUUUUGGAAACAUUGAAAUCGUAUAAUCAUAAAUUAAACUAGUGUCUAGUGGCCAGUUGGUAGGUGUAGGUCGUUGGAUUAUCAUUAUAUAGACAGAAAAUAAAAAUAAAAUUAAAGAACAAUAUUUUUUCUUUCAUUUUUAUAACGAUUGUUAAUUUAUAGUGAACAAUUACAUUCAAAAAAUAAUCAAUUCACAGCAUAUUAUGGUUCUAUAAACUAUGUAUUAAUACUUCAUUUCUCAAUAUUUUAAUAACACAUUAAUUACAAGGUGAUUAUCAUGACAAACUCGUGUUUCGGAUGUUGUUCUAUUCGUCAUGGCGUUAGUUGUAUUUACAUUUUUAAUAUAUUUUUGACCACUUUAAUUAUAAUGAACGAUUUCUUACAACGCUUGUCAAACUACUAUCAAUAUUAUCAGCAUACCGGCUCUGAAAAUUCUACAGAACAAACAUUUAGUCUUGAUGCCAUUCCUGAUUAUUAUUUAGAUGAAAAAAUUAAUGUGACAAUACAUUUCAAUUCUACGGGCAGAAACGUUUAUACGAAUACCAGAAUUUUACCUCUCCUGAGUGAAAUUUUUAUGGACUACAUAUUCAUCGUAAAAUUGGCAUGGGGUGUGAUGGAAUUCUACUUAAACAUUAGCCUGAAACAAUCAACGUACACUGUUUCUCCAGAAAAGAUUUAUGCUUGGUUAGUGAUUUAUUAUUUUAACUUAUGCUCAGCCAUAAUUUUUCUAAUCAUCGUCACCAUCAAUCUGGAGAUUUUUAGAGAUGUAGAAUAUUUUGUGUGUUUCAUCGAAAUAACAAUUAUUGCGGUCGAAAUCUACAUCGUGCAAUCGUAUUACAAACAGCAGAAGUUGGCAGCCGUCAGUGAUUUCGUUCACUUAAAAUGGAAAUAUAUACCAAAGCCCAAAACUCAAUCAGACGAAAAUAGAUCCACGGUAGGCAUAACACCAGAGAAUCCGCUUAAUCAAACUGAAGACCAAUCCGGUUACAUCCCGAUAUUUGUGAGAGAUUUGCGCCGCGCAAAUUCUUAAAAUUGUAUAAUCCAAUUUGUCGAUUUGCGAUGUAGAGCAUACUAGAUAUAGAGUGUUUUGUGCGCAUGCUCUACACGUCGUACAGAGGUAGUAUUUAUUAUAAUUAAUUAAGCCCAUCCAUUGGGUUCGUUUAAAAAAAAUUGUAUGUGCCUAUACAAUGAUAUUAUUAUUUAUAACUAU